Molecule: messenger RNA, 2505 nt
Organism: Didymodactylos carnosus
Lineage: Eukaryota; Metazoa; Rotifera; Eurotatoria; Philodinida; Philodinidae
Source: the annotation of a GenBank genome assembly
AUGCAAAGUAAUCUUAUUUUCGAAAAAUCGAAUAACUAUCCAGGUCCCAAUAUGAAAAUUAAUAUAUUGAAUUCAGAUACAUCGAUAAAAUAUUCUAUUUUAAACAAAUAUCGAUUUAAGAGGCAAGUAACAAUUUAUUCUCCUCUAAUAGAUAUGAAACUAUUUUCCGUUGAUAUUGUUAUUUUAAUGUAUAAUAAAAAUAAAUGUCGAUAUGAAGGACAAUAUAUAAAUGGUAAAAGACAUGGUGAAGGUCGAUGUACAUAUAAAAGAUCAGAAGGUAUCACUUGGAUUGGUCAAUGGUUCAAUGAUAUGUGGUAUAUGGGUAUUUUAACAUGGAAAUCAGGUAAUACAUUUAUGGGUAGAUGGAAUUAUUAUGAUGAAACAAAAAGUAUGAUUACAUGUGAAAAUGGUGAUGUUUAUGAUGGAGAAUGGAAUGAUGGUGGAAUUGCUCACGGUUUUGGUCAAUGUCAAUAUGAAGAUGGAUGUCGGUAUAUAGGAAUGUGGAAACAUGGUAAACGACAUGGAUAUGGUAAAAUUAUAUAUCCAGAUGGAAUACAAUUUGAAGGUAAAUGGAAAGAUGAAGAUAUGUUUUUAAAUGGAGUAAAUAUAUCAAAUAUAAUAAAUAAUAUAAAACAAUUAAAUAAAGAAACAAAAUAUCGAUAUCAAAUAUUAAAUGAUUUUAAAAAAUUUAUUCAAACAAAUAUAUGUGAACGAUGUCGUUAUCCAUGGCAAUCAAAACAACUUUGUACUACUCUUGAAAUAAUUUUAACUAAUGUAUCACCAAAACAAAUAAAUCCAUUUAUAAAUGAUUUAAUUUAUUAUAAAAAAAAUAAAUGGAAUAUUUUAAUUAUUGCAUCUAUUAAAGGUUAUUAUAAUGUAAUUAAUAUAUUAUUAAAACGUUUUAAUAUUAAUAUUGAAUUAGAAGGUGUUGUUAAAUAUGAUAAUGAAAUUAUUAAUGGAGUAACAGCUUUAUGGUGUGCAACAGCAUCUGGACAUUUAAAUAUUGUUCAACUAUUGAUUUGUUAUGGUGCAAAUGUUAGACAUCAUAUUAAAACAAAAUCAACACCAUUGAGAGUUGCUUGUUUUGAUGGUCGUUUAGAAAUUGUUAAAUAUUUACUAGAAAAUAAUGCUGAUAUUAAUGUUGGUAAUUUUUUUAAUAAUACUUGUCUAAUGGUAUCAGCCUAUAAAGGUCAUGUGAAAAUAUGUGAAUAUUUAUUAAAAAUGGGAGCAAAUGUAAAUCUUAUUGACGAUUCUAAAUGGACUGCUUUACAUUAUGCAUGUCAAAAAGGUCAUGUAGAAAUUGUUAAAUAUUUAAUUAAUUAUGGAGCAAUCAUGAUGAAAGAUAAUAUGGAAUUAACACCUUUAAUGAUUGCUGCUCUUGAACUAAAAGAUUUAGUCGUAGAAUAUUUUAUGAAUAAUUUAAAUCUAGAAUAUAUUGAAGCUUUAGAAUUAUUAGCCAUAUCUUAUUGUUGUCAUGAUGAUCUUGAAAAAACAUAUAAUUAUUUAUUAAAAUCACUUCAAUUAAGAUAUUUUGAUUUUACAAAACCAAUUUUAAAAAAUAUUUUACUUCCAUUAGAAGUAUAUGAAUAUCAUAUUGAAUCUCAAACAAUCGAUGAACUAAAUAAAAUUCAUUCUAAUUCUAAUGCAUUAUAUUUAGAAAUAUUAGUUAUCUGUGAAAGAUUAUUAGGUGUAACUAGUAGUACUACACUUGACUCUAUUCUAUAUAUAGGCUAUGUAUACCGUAGAGAAAAGAAGUAUGAUCGAUGUAUAGCAUUAUGGUUAAGAGCAUUAAAUCUUAAAAAAAUGAAUGGUAAAUCGGUGAAUAGAGAUUUAAAAAGAUUUGUUAAAUUAUUCAAUGAAAUGAGAAUAUUUAAUGUAAAUAUAGAGAUUAAUAUAUUUGUAGAAAUUUUUCAGAAUAUCAUUGAGGAAUUAAUUUCUGAACAGAAAAACAACAAUGUUCAAAGUUGCUGGCUAAUUUUAUAUUUAAUUGUUAUCAUAUCAAAGGUAAUUAUACUAAAAACUCAAGAUGAACAACGUUUAAUUUCAAAAUUAAUUUAUCGUAUAAAUCGUUUGAAUUUUAAAGUAACCGGUACUGAUUUAACAAUUUUACAUUUAUGUGUAAAUUCCACUAUGCCUGAUAUGAUCAAAAAUAUUCAAUUUCCUUGCUCAUCAGCUGCCAAAUUAUUAAUGCAAAAUGGUGCUAAUAUCACUGCAUUUGAUUCAGAUAGAAAUACGCCACUACAUACUAUUGCUUGUUCCAAAUCAUUUAGUAAUGAUGUUUCUACAAUAAUAACAGAUCUGAUUGAACAUGGUGCGCACAUAGAUUUAGUGAAUUGUCGUGGUAAAACACCAUUUGAUUGUGCAAGAACAGAAAUUCAAAAUCUAUUAAAAAAUAAAGCUAAGUUGUCGUUAAAGUGUCUAACAGCUAAAUAUAUUACCAAAUUGAACAUAAACUAUCAUAACCUAUUGUCUAUGACACUAGUAGAUUUUAUUAAAAAUCAUUGA